CCUCGCUUCGCUUGCCAUCCCCACUCCCUAGACGAGGCGACAGAGGGAAGGAAGCGCGGGCCCUCCGGCGACGGCGAGCCCCUCGCCGCCGCGUCCCGACCGGAUCGGGCCAAGGCCGCCCCCCUCCCCCCCGCGCACGCUCGCCGGAGAUGGCGACCCCGAAGCGGCUCCCGUACACGACCGCGGGCGCUGGGGGCGGGGCGAGGCGCGGCUCCGGCACGGUGCCGCCGGUGGUGGUCCUCGUCUUCCUCUUCGUCGUCGCGCCGUCGAUCUUCCUCGUCGCGCGCAGCGGAGGCCGCGUCCACGUCCACGUCGCGUCCGAUCCCAAGGGUGCGAAUGGCAAUCAGGAAACAGAUUGGCAACAGCAACUGGUGACAAACAAUCUGAAAACUGUUUUGUCUAAGGAGGUGAUCGAUGCUAUAGCUGCCAGUCAACAAGAAACAGGCACUUUGAAUCUUGACUUUUUUAGGGAUCAUGCAUCUCCCUCUUGGAAAACUGAUGAUCUAGUUGAUCACAAGAUGAAUACUAGUUUGGAUGUUGAUGACAAGGCAAAAGCUGAAAACAGUACUGCAGAACAUGAUUUAUCUCUUACAUAUAAACCACCCAAGGAUGGUUCUGAUGGACAUCAAGGUGACACAGCAGUAAAAAUAGCUCGAAGGAAAUUACGGGAGCAAAGGCGAGAAAAGAGAGCAACGGAUUUGGUACUGAAAGAUGAUGAAGCACAUGUUAAGCUGGAGAAUGCAGCUAUUGAGCGAUCAAAGGCUGUAGAUUCUGCUGUCCUUGGGAAAUACAGCAUAUGGAGAAAAGAGAAUGAGAAUGAGAACUCGGACUCAACAGUUAGGUUGAUGAGGGACCAAAUUAUUAUGGCUCGUGUUUAUUCUGUGCUUGCAAAAUCAAAGAACAAGCAUGAUCUUUAUCAAGAACUGCAGAGUCGAAUCAAGGAAAGCCAGCGGGCUGUUGGAGAGGCUACUGUUGAUGCUGACCUCCAUCACAGUGCACCUGAGAAAUUGAGAGUAAUGGGUCAAGUUUUAUCUAAGGCCAGAGAAGAAGUGUAUGAUUGCAAGGUGGUAACUCAGAGACUAAGAGCAAUGCUUCAGUCAGCAGAUGAACAUGUCAGGAGCUUGAAGAAGCAGAGUACAUUUCUUAGCCAGUUGGCUGCAAAGACAAUUCCAAACAGCAUUCACUGCUUGUCUAUGCGCUUAACUAUAGACUACUAUCUUCUUCCUCUGGAGAAACGAAAGUUCCCCGGAAGUGAAAACUUGGAAAAUCCAGCGCUCUACCAUUAUGCACUUUUCUCGGACAAUGUAUUGGCUGCCUCAGUUGUUGUGAACUCAACCAUCAUGAAUGCUAAGGAGCCUGAGAAACAUGUUUUCCAUCUGGUGACUGAUAAGUUAAACUUUGGAGCCAUGAACAUGUGGUUUUUGCUGAACCCACCUGGCAAGGCCACCAUUCAUGUUGAGAAUGUGGAUGAAUUUAAGUGGUUGAACUCAUCAUACUGUCCUGUUUUGCGGCAACUGGAGUCUGCUGCCAUGAAAGAGUAUUAUUUCAAGGCUGAUCGUCCCACUACUCUUUCAGCAGGUUCUUCAAACCUAAAGUACCGUAACCCCAAGUACCUAUCCAUGCUGAAUCACCUGAGAUUUUAUCUCCCACAGAUCUAUCCGAAGUUGGAUAAGAUACUUUUCCUGGAUGAUGACAUAGUUGUGCAGAAAGAUUUGACAGGAUUAUGGGAUGUUGAUCUGAAUGGAAAGGUCAAUGGUGCAGUGGAGACAUGUGGAGAGAGUUUCCACCGUUUUGACAAGUAUCUUAAUUUUUCAAAUCCGCAUAUUGCUCGGAACUUUGAUCCUAAUGCUUGUGGUUGGGCUUAUGGGAUGAACAUCUUUGAUCUAAAGCAGUGGAAGAAAAAAGAUAUUACCGGGAUCUACCACAAGUGGCAAAACAAGAAUGAAGACAGGGUUCUCUGGAAGCUUGGGACACUUCCACCUGGCCUCAUGACGUUCUACAAGCUGACACACCCCCUUGAUAAAUCGUGGCAUGUCCUUGGAUUGGGAUACAACCCAAGCAUAGACCGCUCAGAGAUAGACAAUGCCGCCGUCGCUCAUUACAAUGGGAACAUGAAACCAUGGUUGGAGCUGGCAAUGACUAAGUACCGCCCAUAUUGGACAAGGUAUAUAAAGUAUGAUCAUCCUUAUAUCCGUGGAUGCAACUUGAGUGACUAGAAACAAGAGAGGAUCACCCAUCUGCAACUAAAAUGUCCUGUUCUCCCUGAGAUAUGUACCUAGAUUAAGUCAGGUGUAUAAGCUGGAGCUAUUGGUUGCCUACGCCCUCUGAAAAUUUCUGAUGGACGCCCUCGUGAAGGAUGUGUUACAGUCUUAACAGUUCCUUUGUUCAAUUGAUGUGCAGCUUUGUUUCGUCAACAAAA
Messenger RNA from Lolium perenne, 2419 nucleotides. Its product is annotated as polygalacturonate 4-alpha-galacturonosyltransferase. NCBI's taxonomy places the organism in Eukaryota, Viridiplantae, Streptophyta, Magnoliopsida, Poales, Poaceae. The record is from RefSeq and is a predicted model, not a curated record. Gene Ontology annotation, molecular function: polygalacturonate 4-alpha-galacturonosyltransferase activity.